Molecule: messenger RNA, 1932 nt
Organism: Paramecium tetraurelia
Lineage: Eukaryota; Ciliophora; Oligohymenophorea; Peniculida; Parameciidae
Exons: 6
Biological process (GO): peptidyl-threonine phosphorylation; peptidyl-serine phosphorylation
Molecular function (GO): protein serine/threonine/tyrosine kinase activity; protein serine/threonine kinase activity; ATP binding
Source: RefSeq, a predicted model, not a curated record
AUGAAAUAAUAGUUAAGCUUAUUGAACCUGACGUGCAAUUAAUCUAAAACUAAGGCUAGUAUUAUUCACAAAGGCUAAGAUUUAAAAAAGAAGACCAGUAGUUUUGAUGUUUUAGGAAAAAGUCCAUACAAAAGCAAUUUCAAUCGAUAAAACUCAAGACAUCUUCUCAAAGAGUAUCAACCGAUAACAAGUAGAGUUAAUUAGAGGUAAAACAUUAAAUCACCUCCUGAAUCAACAAAGGCCAGCAAACCUAUCAGUCUGAGCAAUAACAGUACAAAUUUAUCAUCUAGCAUAGAUGAAUUAAAAUAAAUGGACUCCUAAAAACGAGCGAUUCAAAAGACCUAUUAAUACUAAUUGAAGGCCCUGUUAGGCAGUGAAUAAGAAAAACCUGCACUCCUAGAUUAAACCAAAAGAAUAAACACAUAAAUAAAUUCCAACACUUUACCUCAGUCUCCAAAACAAAACAUCAAAACAAGCCCAGAUGUUAAAUAUAGUAAAAUUGAAAACUCAAAAAGCAAAGCUUCCUUCUAAAAUACAAAUUUGAGUGUCUCUGAUAAAAUACUUUAAUUGGAGAAAAAUAAAUAGAAAAUAAUUUCUUUGUAACUCAAACUUGCAAAGAAUGUUAAACCAAGACCCCAGAAAUCAUCAUUCCCCGUAAUCUCCUUCGUGGAAAAAUCAGAAUCUCAUAAUUUCUAAUAGAAUUCAAAACCACAGUUACCCUAGUCAGCCUUGGUUGUCUUGUAGAGUUAUUCUGAUCAUUUGAAUGAUUUCGAAAAGAAAGAGAUCAUCGAUUAUGAAACCAUUUAUUAUUUGGCUCCAAAACAGAUGAGUUAGAGCCAAAAGGACACUUUGAACACUUAAUAUAACAAUGGAUUUGACACACAAGAUGGAGAUUACAUAUUCAUGAAAUAAGAUUAAAUAGCAUAUCGAUAUGAGAUGUUGGAGAAACUGGGACAUGGAAGUUUCGGGUAUGUGUUUAAGGUUAUGGAUCAUAAGCAUAAUCAGCAAGUCGCUUUGAAGAUUAUUAAGAACAAAGAAAAGUUCUAUAAGUAGGCUCUAAUCGAAAUAGAAAUCCUCAGGAUAGUGAACAAAGCAGAUGUCUCUUGUUGUUUGAUCAAGAUGUUGAAUUAUUUCGAAUUCCGUGGUCAUAUUUGCAUGGUCUUCGAGCUUUUGAGUUGUAAUCUCUAUGAAUUCAUUGCCAUAAAUGAUUUCAUUGGCUUCGAUCUCGAUUUAAUUAGAAGAUUUGCAAUAUAAAUCCUUCAAGGUCUUCUUUACUUAAAGGAAUGCAACAUCAUCCAUUGUGAUCUGAAGCCAGAAAACAUACUCCUUAAGGAUAUCAAUAGAUCUGGCAUACGGAUUAUAGACUUCGGAUCCAGUUGUUUCACCAACCAAAAGAUAUACUCCUACAUUCAAAGCAGAUUUUACAGAGCUCCAGAGAUAGUGCUGGGCUUAGAGUAUUCUACUUAAAUAGAUAUGUGGAGUUUCGGAUGCAUAAUUGCAGAACUCUUUACUGGCGAAUCUUUAUUUUAAUCCAAAUCAGAAAAGGAGUUGUUAUUCCUGUAAAUCAAAGUUAUAGGCAUGCCUCCAAAAGAUUUGAUUGAAUAAGGAUCUCGAAAAUCUAAAUUUUUUGAUGAAAAAUGUUAACUCAACUACAAAAUAAAGGAUGGAGAUUUAUUAUAGUAAAUUAAAACACUUAAUUAACACUUACAAAAAGCAGAUCCCCAAUAUUAGGAUUUUGUUACUAAAUGCCUAAGAUGGAAUCCAAAUUAGAGAAUGACACCUGAAGAAGCUUUGAUACAUCCAUGGAUAAUAAAUGGAUUACCUGGGACUGUCAGAAAAUAGCAUAUUUAAUAAAUGAAAAAUUUUAUGGUUAUUCCUGAGGACUUAGAUUUUAAAUAAGGUCAAGGUGAAUAGUAAAAUGAAUUUUAAUGA